Molecule: messenger RNA, 2992 nt
Organism: Rhododendron vialii
Lineage: Eukaryota; Viridiplantae; Streptophyta; Magnoliopsida; Ericales; Ericaceae
Product: glutamate receptor 2.8-like
Exons: 5
Coding region: 73-2943 (956 amino acids)
Cellular component (GO): plasma membrane
Molecular function (GO): glutamate-gated receptor activity
Source: RefSeq, a predicted model, not a curated record
CCCUAAGUACAGCCGCCUGACUAGUCUACUCUCUCUCUCUCUCUCUCUCUCUCUCUCUCUCUCUCUCUCGGCAUGCAGAAGCAAUGGUUACUACUACUGUUGGUGAUGAGCUGCUAUUACAAUAUUGUGCAAUUAUUAGGGGCACAAAAUGCUAGUACUGGUUUGAUAGAGGUUGAUGUUGGGCUUAUUCUUGAUUUGGACAAUAUCGUGGGAAAGAUGAGCCGGACGUGCAUAUAUAUGGCGCUUGACGAUUUCUAUGCAUUACAUGAUCAAAAUCAUACCACCAGGAUUGUUCUUCACACUAUAGAUUCCAAGAGUGAUGUUGUGGAGGCAGCAUCUGCUGCUAUAGACUUGUUGAAAAAUUUCCAAGUACAAGCAAUACUAGGUCCACAAAAAUCCACACAAGCAGAUUUCAUGAUUGAUAUUGGGAAAAAAACACAAGUUCCUAUAAUUUCUCAAGCGACGAGUCCUACUCUCUCACCAUCAGACAAUCCAUACUUCAUUCGAGGAGGACAAAAUGGCUCUUCUCAGGUUGAACCCCUUGCAGCUAUGGUUAAGGCCUUUGGUUGGAGGGAGGUAGUGCUCAUUUAUGAAGACACCAACUUUGGGAGGGGAAUAGGUCCUUAUUUGACUGAUUCUUUUCUGGGGAUUGGAACUCAAGUGCGGUCUCGAAUUGCUAUGUCUGUUUCAGCUACAGAUGAUCAUAUCCUUCAAGAACUCAACAAGCUAAAGACAUUUCAGACUAGGGUUUUUGUGGUGCAUGUGUUACCAUCUCUUGCUUCUCGCUUUUUCUUGAAGGUGAAAGAAGUUGGAAUGAUGAGCAAGGGGUAUGUCUGGAUCAUUACCGAUGUGCUAACUAUUCUCUUGGAUUCUCUGGAUGCCAAGGUUAUAAAUUCGAUGCAAGGGGUACUUGGUGUGAAGCCUUAUGUUCCAAACUCAAACAAGCUUCAAAACUUUACACAAAGAUGGAGAAAGAGAUUUCGUCGAGAGAAUCCAGACUUGGAUAGAUUUGAACUAAACGUGCUUGGACUGUGGGCAUAUGACAGUGCCACGGCAUUAGCAAUGGCAGUUGAGAGAUCCCGUAUUGGUCAGUCGAAGUUCAAAAAACCAGUCUCUACGAACAACUUGACAGAUUUUGCUGCAAUUGGAUACUCAGAAAUGGGACCAGGGCUACUUCAAGCAAUCAAGAAAACUAAGUUCCGGGGCUUAAGCGGAGAAUUCCAUCUAGUCGAUGGGCAGUUACAGCAAUCAACCUUCCAAAUAGUCAAUAUAAUUGGAAAAGGGGAGACAGAAAUUGGAUUUUGGGCUCGGGAAUAUGGCAUAUCAAAGAAUAAGAGAUUGCCAUUUAAUAAGAAUGACACCAAUGACAAAGAAGAUCUCGAAGCCAUCAUUUGGCCCGGUAGACUCCAUGUUGUACCUAAAGGCUGGGAAAUUCCAACCGGUGAACGUAAAUUGAGGGUGGGAGUUCCUGUCAAAAGUGGUAUCGAUGAAUUCAUCAAAGUGGAAAGGCAUCCCCAAACUAAAGCCGUGAUUGCCACUGGAUUCUGCAUAGAUGUGUUCAAAGAGGUCAUGGACCACACUUUGCCGUUUGCUGUCCCCUAUGAGUUUUUUCCCUUUGAAACUCCUAAUGGUGAACCCGCCGGUGAUUACAAUGACCUUGUUUAUCAGAUCUAUCUCGGGAAAUACGAUGCUGUUGUGGGUGAUGUAACCAUUCUAGCAAACAGAUCGAAUUUUGUGGAUUUUACAUUGCCAUUCACAGAGUCCAGCGUGGCAAUGAUUGUUCGAAUAAAGGAUGAUGGGAGGAAGAAUGCAUGGAUCUUCAUGAAACCCCUAAAAAUGAAUCUGUGGCUAACAAUUGUGGUGUUUUUUGUCUUCACUGGGUUUGUGGUUUGGGUUCUGGAGCAUCGUGUAAAUAAAGAAUUCCGAGGCCCACCUGGCAAGCAAGUCGGAAUUAUAUUCUGGUUCUCCUUCUCCACACUAGUUUUCGCCCAUAAGGAGAAGUUGAUCAGCAACUUAUCAAGGUUUGUGGUAAUCGUGUGGGUUUUCGUGGUGCUGGUACUGACAUCAAGUUAUACAGCAAACUUAACAUCAAUGUUGACAGUACAAAAGCUACAACCCAGUGUCACGGAUAUAAGGGACCUCAGAAAGAAUGGAGAAUAUGUUGGCUACCACAAUGGUACUUUUCUCAAAGGGCUACUGAAAAGAGAGGAAUUUAAUCUCCCAAAGUCUAGGCACUAUAGCACUUUCGAACAGUAUGAUGAUGCCCUCUCAAGAGGAAGUAAGAAUGGAGGAGUUGCUGCAAUUAUCCACGAGCUCCCUUAUGUAAGGCUGUUCCUUUCCAACCACAAAUACUGUACUAAGUACACUAUGGUUGGACCAAUCUACAUGACUGCAGGCUUUGGAUUUGCGUUUCCAAAGGGAUCUCCCCUUGUACCUGACAUUUCAAGAGCAAUCUUAAAUGUAACGGAGGGAGGUAAAUUGACUCAAAUCCAACGCCAAUGGUUUGGGCAAGAAGCCGAAUGUGCAGAGCAAGAUGGUGCCAAGACCACCUCCGACAGCCUCAACCUCAAGAGUUUUAAAGGUCUUUUCCUAGUUGCUGCCACAUCUUUGAUUUCUGCCCUCAUCAUAUCCCUGUCUACCUUCCUAUACGACAAUAGGGUGAUCUUGGCUUCUAACGAGUCAUCAAUAUGGCAAAAGCUAAUAGCAAUGGCUAAAAACUUCGAUGAGGAAGAAGUGAACUCAUAUGAUGCAUCCAAGAAAACAAACCGAGCAAAUGAAGUGAUGGUAGUGCCUGCUAAUUGCCCACAAAGUCCAACAAGGAACAACUCUCAGCUUGCAGAAUGGAAUUUCACUGAUGAUGAUCAAGGGUUUACUACGACGGAAAACAGUACCCCAAUUCAUGAAACUAUAGAAAUUGUGGAGACGAUUGAAGCAAAAGACUAGUUAGGUGUGACCUCAAGAGAUUCGUAACUAAGUUUUUAUAAAUUGUGGU